GGGGGGGCCCGAGGGACCGUCUUUGGCCGCCGAAUAACAGCGGCAGCAUAUGUUUGAAUAUAAUUGGCUCUUUCUUGGUUAACCCGAAGAGUGAAAGGGGAAGAUUGCUCUUCUUGUUGCUCCUCCGGAUGACGAGGACGACUGCGGACUUUCGAAAACGCACAAUGGAGUGACAACAACACAGAGAGACCUUGACCAUGAACGGCACGGAGAGCGAGGCAUUGAUCCAAAGCUUCCACAACAGGAGCGCCCCGGGCGCCCCGCCACCCGACAGACACCCGUCGGCCGAGGGGAAGGACUCUUCGGCUGGAUGCUACGAGCAGCUGCUCAUUUCCACCGAGGUCUUCCUCACCCUGGGCAUCGUCAGCCUGCUGGAGAACAUCCUGGUGGUGGCCGCCAUCGUCAAAAACAAGAACCUCCACUCGCCCAUGUACUUCUUCAUCUGCAGCCUGGCCGUGGCCGACAUGCUCGUCAGCGUCUCCAACGCCUCCGAGACCAUCGUCAUCGCGCUCAUCGCCGGCGGCAGCCUGACCCCCCCGGUGGCCCUGAUCAGGAACAUGGACAACGUGUUUGACUCCAUGAUCUGCAGCUCCCUGUUGGCCUCCAUCUGCAGCCUGCUGGCCAUCGCCAUCGACCGCUACAUCACCAUCUUCUACGCGCUGCGCUACCACAACAUCGUCACCCUGCGGCGCGCCACGCUGGUCAUCGGCAGCAUCUGGACGUGCUGCACGGUGUCCGGCAUCCUCUUCAUCGUCUACUCGGAGAGCACCACGGUGCUCAUCUGCCUCAUCACCAUGUUCUUCACCAUGCUGGUGCUGAUGGCGUCGCUGUACGUGCACAUGUUCCUGCUGGCCCGCCUGCACAUCAAGCGCAUCGCGGCGCUGCCGGGCCACGCGCCCAUCCACCAGCGGGCCAACAUGAAGGGCGCCAUCACCCUCACCAUCCUCCUCGGGGUGUUUGUGGUGUGCUGGGCGCCUUUCUUCCUCCACCUCGUCCUCAUGAUCAGCUGCCCCAGGAACCCCUACUGCACCUGCUUCAUGUCCCACUUCAACAUGUACCUCAUCCUCAUCAUGUGCAACUCCGUCAUCGACCCCAUCAUCUACGCCUUCCGCAGCCAGGAAAUGAGGAAGACCUUCAGAGAGAUCUUCUGCUGCGGGCGUUGGGAUGUCGGCUGUUGAUGAUUCACAAGAGGGGUUCUUGCCUUUGGGUUGCAGAGGAAAAAUACACAGCUGCUCAGAGGAAAAUGUGGUUUUAUUAAUUUGGCUCUCAAGUGCAAUUUGAAGCUUUGCUCUUCAGCCUGAAUAUUUAA
This is a messenger RNA of Pungitius pungitius (ninespine stickleback), 1309 nucleotides long. RefSeq names its product melanocortin 4 receptor (gene mc4r). Gene Ontology annotation, cellular component: cytoplasm; plasma membrane. The transcript has a single exon. The record is from RefSeq and is a predicted model, not a curated record. Lineage: Eukaryota; Metazoa; Chordata; Actinopteri; Perciformes; Gasterosteidae. Gene Ontology annotation, biological process: regulation of metabolic process; adenylate cyclase-activating G protein-coupled receptor signaling pathway. Gene Ontology annotation, molecular function: melanocyte-stimulating hormone receptor activity. The coding region runs from base 198 to 1178 and encodes 326 amino acids.